Messenger RNA from Trichechus manatus latirostris (Florida manatee), 12328 nucleotides. RefSeq names its product RCAN family member 3 (gene RCAN3). The coding region runs from base 6340 to 7065 and encodes 241 amino acids. Gene Ontology annotation, cellular component: cytoplasm; nucleus. Lineage: Eukaryota; Metazoa; Chordata; Mammalia; Sirenia; Trichechidae. Gene Ontology annotation, molecular function: nucleic acid binding; calcium-dependent protein serine/threonine phosphatase regulator activity. The record is from RefSeq and is a predicted model, not a curated record. The transcript is spliced from 5 exons. Gene Ontology annotation, biological process: calcium-mediated signaling.
CCUUGAAACUUGUGUAUCUGCUUUCGUCUGCUCCCCUGCCCAGACAGGUAGAGCAGUAGCCGUCUGUUACCAGGUUCCUUACUUCCAGCUUCCAUGCAAAAUCUGAUCAUCCUUUUUAGGAAUUAGGAUUCAAGUUUAGGGAGCAGGUCAGAUACACGUUUUCAGAUACAAACUAGGAUUACUUAAAGUAGGGUUUUAGUGUAGUGCUCGAAGCCAAAAAUACUCACUCCCUUUUAUUGAAAGUUACCUAAUGCAACACGUUAAUUUAAAUAUUUUAUGGAAGUCUCUGAUACACUGGUAAGAGAAGAAAGUAGCUGUGAUUACAUGCAGUAAGAAUUUCUCUUGAGACUUUUUCAUUAGCUUUGGCUCAAUGUAUUAGAUUGUAAAACCACACAACAUUAAGAUUCUAAAUCUAGUUGUUUAUCCCACAAAUUCAUUGUUUUUGAUGAUUAUUUAUAUUCCAGAAAUGGACUUCUGAUGCAGGAAGAUAGUGAAAGGCCUGAAAACAAAGAGUCCAUUCUUUAGCCAUGAGAUUAGCUUUACAUUUUACAGCAUUGACAGAUCUUUCUUAGCUCAAGGAGAGAUUCCAGUGCUUUUAGGGAAAACAAGAUUUUUUCCGUUAUUGAAUUGUAACAUUCGUAAAGCUUUUAAAACAUGAGAAUGUUGAGGUCACAGAAGUGAAAGCAAAUUUAGUAUGGUGGCUAGCGGAGCUGUGGGUUGAAAGAGUUAAGCAGAAUAUCAUGAAAAAUAGUGUGACUUGGAAUCCAUUAGACUGAAGCCUGAAAAAUAAUGGAAGCCCUAAAGUUGAAUACCAUGUGUUAGUAGACCUGAAAAAAAAUCACGGAAGGUGGAGGUCAGACGGUGGAUCUCCACUUUCCCCCUGGAAUUUAGAGGCUAUGUUGAGGGAAAAUAAAUGAUAUACAGCAAAACAAAUAGUAUCAAUCUUUUAUAUUUCUGGAGUCCCUGAGUGGCACAAAUGGUUAAAGGGUGGCAUAUUGAACCCACCCAGAAGGACCUUGGAGGAAAGGCCUGGCAGUUUGCUUCCAAAAGGUUUGCCAUGAGUCGGAAUCAACUCCAUGGCAACUCUUCUGUUUAUUUUUUUCCAUCUCUACUUCAGUUAUUCUUUAAAGCUUAUUAUUUUCCUAUGUUCUGACAGUGGAUUUGGUGUUUGUUUCUUUUAUCUUUCUCAUGCUAACAAAUGCUAUUGCUGGUGAGUCACUGGAUCUCAGUAAUUAUAAUAGGACCAAUUCUAGAUUAUCCGUGAAAAUAGGAAAUAGGUCAUUAAAACACACGGAGAAUACAAAAAUCUAAUUUUCACCUGUUUUACUUGACUGUUGACACCAAACUUUUUACCAGAGCUACUAAGAAAUAGUAAAAUUCUACCUUUAAGUGGUGAAAUGAGGGAGUAGAAGCUAGCGGCUUGCAUGUUAGCCAUUCAAAACCCCCAACAUUGACAAUCCUGGAUUUUUUAAAAAGAGAAAUUUAGUCUAUAAUUUAGAAAAAUUUUUAAAGGAAUUUGGCAGUUCAACAGUAUCUGUGAGUAUUUUCCUUUAUGUGCAAGGGAACAAACACGGAGAAGCCAGUGACUUUUCCAAGGUCAUCCAGCAAGACACUUGCAAAGUGGAGAUGAAAUAAUCAUUUACUUCCAGGAUUGUUCGGUAGCAUUUUGAACACAUCAGGAAAUAAUAAGAUGCAUUCAGAUAAGGUAUUGAAGUACUGUUUGGGAUUUGAAAAUGUUUACCAGGUUUGUUGUUGUUAGGUGCCAUCAAGUCGGUUCCGACUCACAGUCACUCUAUGUACCAAGUUUAGAAGCAUAUUAUUUUGAAAAUUUAUUUAAAGAAAAAAACUGGAGGAGGAGUCUACCUUUUCCUGAUCAGAACUUAAAAUGCAGAGUCAACUCCAUGUGCCUGACAUUUGCCUUGAUGGAUUACUUUCGUCACAAGGCUUAUUGUAGCAGAGCAGAUGGUCAUUGCUACUUGGAGUUUUUCCACUCAUUUGAUGUUUCCAUGAAGAAACAAUUUGCCAGAAGCCAGCCACAGCUACAGUUGUGCUGGAGAUGAUGCUGAACCCUGAUUAGCACAGACCUUUGCUUACAGAAGCUGGAGGUUAUUGGUUCAGCCCUUUCUGCUGAACGAGUCAGUAUUUCCGUGGGUUAGUGACACAGUUCAGUCUUGUUACAAUAUUCCGGGCCAGGUGGGCUAGCAAGAACUCCAGUAAUAAUAACUACACAGGAUCAGUGUACUUUUGUAAUUUUUUUUCCUUUGCGCUGGUAAAACUGAGUUACCUUUGAAAUGCCAAUCUAGCUUCCUUACAAGUGUGCUGUGAUUGUCAUUUCCACUGGUUGAUGUUUAUCAUAUCUCUGUGUUCAAAUUUAAAAAAAAUUUAGUUGCUUGUCUUUAGCAAGAGUACCAUCGUCUGAAUUUUAAUGUCUGUAAUAAAGUAUGCACUGCAUUACAACAUAAAAUUCCAUAAGGCCCAUAAAAAGGCAUGUGGCUUUUAGCCUUUAUUCAGCUAGCUCAAUCUAUUUAAAUAUCUAUAUUUAAAUCUUGAAAUGUUUUCAUAUGGAAGCCAUAUUGCUGCCUCCUGUGGUUGCUUUGGAUCCUAUCUUAUUGAUAUGUCUGCUACUGAAUAGUUUUCUUGAAGUGACACAAAGUGUUAGUUUUAUUUUUGUUGCCCUUUUGCUGCUUAAAAUCGGAUAAUUUCGGGAUGCAUUUUCUCAUUUUAUUGUUUUAACAUCCGUUCAGCCAAUAGCUCUGAUAUUAUUGAGCUUCAUUCAACCCAACAAAGCAUUGUUGUAGAUCAUGCUAUGUAAAAAAUAAUUAACAGUUGGAGCACCGAGUUCACGCAAAGCAUUAUUGUGAGUACUUAGCGUGUAUUUUGUCAUUUAAUCCUCUUAACAUCCUUAUUGGGAAGUAGUAUUAUUAUCCCCCAUUUUAUAGUUGAGGAAACAGGAAGACUUAGAGGUUAGGUAAUUUCUUUAACAUAGAGUAGUAGGGCAGACAAUUCAAAUCUGUAAAGUCUCUUAUGGAGCCUGAAUCUUUGUGGGGUAUACUCAAGGACUAUUCGAACAUAUUUGUAGUUACUGUGAUAUUUCAGCAAUCCAUCCCUUUAAAGUAUAUCGAAUAGACAAUGUGUAAAUGAAGAAAAGGUAGUGAUGCUAUAGUCUAAUGCUUAUUGAAAUAUUUUGAGGCAAAAGGCAAGUAUUUUAACAAUAUUCUAAAAUGAUUAAAGAUAAGGCAGCCAUAAAGGACAUUACUAGAAUAAAUGACAAAAUUUGAAUCUAGUCAGAUUUGUAUUAGAUGUAGUCAAAUGUUGGUUAGAUAAUGGUAUUGGAUGUUAAAUUUCCUGGUUUUGAUCACUGUGCUGUGGUUAUGUAAGAAAAUGAUCUUGUUAUUACAUACUGAAGUAUUUGGGAGUAAAGAGGUAUACUAUCUCCAGCUUACUCUCAAGUGGUUAAAAAACAAGUAUAAAAAUAGAAUGGGCAAAAUUUAAGUAUUUGAUAACUCUGGGUAAAGGAUAUACAGAGUUCCUUGUACUAUUCUUACAACUUUUCUGUUUGAAAUUAUAUCAAAAGCUACCCAAAAAUGAAAGGAGAAAACAGGAAGUGAAGGUAUAGCAUUCUAAGAAUUUUAUUUUUUUAAGUCAAGUGAAGGAUUGUUUCUUGUGCUCUGAUUUUUUUUCCCCCCUUCCUUUUUAGGAGUUGGAGGAAGGGGCUUGAAACCAAAAAAUCAUAUCAGAAAUAGGUUGACUCUCUCAAGUUUUACGAUCUAGCCAUUCAGAGCUCCCCAGCUCUCCUAAAAAUUAGGCACAGUAUUUUCCUCACCUCUUAAUGGGUUGGUUGGAGGGGAUAAAAACAUUAGUGCUCCAAGAGAUAAGAUAUAAAGACAACCCACUUUUACUGAUACUGAAAAUUAAAUUGGGUUAGUUAUAUCAUUCCCUUGCCUAAAACUUUCAAUGGCAUGCUGAUAUUGACUGAUUUUUAUGUCAAAACUCUGUAACCCUACUUUCAAAGCAAGCUACCUAUGCCUGCCUGCCUUUCUAACUCUGUCAUAUGCCACCCACACCAAACAUCUUACCCUCCAGCCAGACAGAUCACGUGAUCUUUGUGCGUGCUUAUCCUUCUGUCUUUCUACCUUUGUUCAUGUACUGUUAGCUUUGCCUGGAACAUAUCCCACUUUCUUCUGCUGAAAUUCUGUUGUCCCACCAUACCCUCCUUUGGGAAGCUCUCUCUAAUCCCAUGCAGAAAUAAAUUUUCCUUUGUGCUGCCCUAUCAGUGGUGAAAACACAAUGCUGUCUGCUUUCAUUCAGCAAUAUUAAUAAUAUCCUUAUUAAGCAUAUAUUAGAAACUAUGCCAGGGACCAUGGAUUUAAAAGCACCCUGGUAGCUAGGAAAGAUUUAUAAACAAAUGAUCGUAAUAUAAAUAUAUAACAGAGAAAUGAACAAAGUCCUGUGAGAGCUAAACACCACCUGACAGCUUAGUCUUGAAGAAAAGAUUACAAUGAAAGCCAUCCCCACCCCCCCAUCCUCCUUCCAGAUUGGAGAUUUCUGGCACAAUAAUUAAAGGAAUAAUUUUUUUUUUUUAAAUGUACCUGUGGACUUCCCAGGUAGAUAUGUUCAUUAGAAAGCUAAAAAUACAAGUGCAGAACUUAAAGAUGAGUCUGGGUAUAUAUAUUUGAACGUAGUCACACAGAUUAGUAAAUUUCAGGGUGUGUAAGCACAAAAGACUGAGGGACAGAUCAGAAUCUCUUGGGGAAAUGGUACCUUUUCCAAACCUACCCUUCCCUUUAUUCCCCAAGAUUCUACUCUGCUUCCCCCUCAACUUCAGUGACAUCCUUCCCAGCUUAAGAAUCAUUGUAUGAAAUGAGAGACAGUAUUGAUACACACAUGUAUGUGUUUACAGCAGGGAAGCAGGGGAAAAGAUUGAGACCACUGAUAGUUAAGUAGUUAAAUGUUUGGGUGUGGAUAAAAUUAGCCAGGAAGAAUAAGAUGAGGAAAAGAGGAUGGGAAUGAAACCUCAAAGAGACUUAAGUUAUAAAGGGUGAGUAGAGAAAGAGGAACCAGUGAACAAGACAGAGUUGGUGAGAAAGGAAGCCAGGAAAGACCAAGACCCAGAAGGCAGGGCCACAGAGAGGGCUGAGAAUGAAUAGGAUGGGCAGCAAGGUGGUGUGCUACAGGGAUAGGCUGAGACCUGAAAUUAGGUUCCAAUUUUAGGAAACCAUUGCAUCCUCAUGAAGAGCAGUGUCAACCAAACAGUUGUGGCGGAAGCCCAACCGCACUGAAUGCAGGAGUGACUGGAAUUGAGGAAGUGAACACAGCAAAUAUAGGUGACUGUUUCAAGUAAGUUGGUGGGAAAGGUGAAGGAGAGAGACAGACAGAGGUAGAUUGAGGGGAAAGAUAAUCCCAAUGGAAGGUGUUCUUUUUUAAGAUAGAGGUGGGUCUUGAAUAUAUAUGUUGGCUGAGGGAAAGAAAACGUGGAGAAGGAAAAAUUGAAGGUAUAGGAGCAGUUAAUGGGGCAAGAUCAUUUAGGAGAGUGAAAUGGUUGUAGAGGAGGAGAAAUUAUUGCUUUGGUGGGAGCUGCUUGAGGGUGAGAACCAUGUUUUAUUCAUCUAGAAUCCCCCAGUAUCUAACAUGCAGCAGGCUUUCAGAAAGUGUUGAUUAAAACGAGUAAAGAUUUUGCUUUUUAGAAUUAGUCUCUACCCUGAUUGGUAUAAUAAUGGAAAACACACACACACACACAACCAGUUUUAUCCUAUAAUUGUCAUUCUGUAAUGCUCUCUAUAUAAGCAGUAUAUUUGCAGCUUUGUGUUCUUUGAAAUAAAAGGGAAAAUCAUAAAUUAUGUAAUUCGGAGGUAGUCAUGAUCACUUAAUUUUUCUGGGCCUGAUAGAUAUUUCUUAAAUUCAUUUCAGCACCUUGAAGUGUGUUACAUUUAAGAUACUCUGCUUGGUGGGUGUGGUGUGCAAUUUAGUGGAGGAGACAGACAUGCACACAAAUAGCCCAUAGAAGACAGACUGACUGUUCCUUUAUAUCAAGAGGGGCACUGUCAGCUCCAUGCCUUAGGGUUAAAAUUAGUGAUUUUUAAUGGUCAGAAAAGGACACCUUUUUGAUUGUCUUCUAUGUAAAUUUUGCCUACUGUAAAUAUUUGUAAUAUUAACAAAGACUGUAUAUACAGCUUUUGGUUCUGUGUGACUUAAUUCUUUCAGAGUAUAUACAAAGUGAACAAAACUGCUUAAGAACAGUAAAGUCAGCUCAUCACAGACCAUAUUUCAGGGCGCAGAUGUAGGUGCCUGGCAGACAUCCUAGAACUUGAAAAACGGAAAAGAGCUGCUUUAUAGGGGAUAAUGCUAAGAGACACUAUGAAAUCUUGGAAUGAUAACCACUCAGAUCUCUGUAGCAGUGACCAAGAAGAGGAAGAAGAGAUGAUUUUUGGUGAAAAUGAAGAUGAUUUAGAAGAGAUGAUGGAUUUAAGUGACCUGCCUACCUCACUUUUUGCUUGCAGUGUCCAUGAAGCAGUGUUUGAGGUGCAAGAGCAGAAGGAGAAAUUUGAAGCACUCUUCACCAUCUAUGAUGACCAAGUUACAUUUCAGUUAUUUAAAAGCUUUAGAAGAGUCCGAAUAAAUUUCAGCAAACCUGAAGCAGCAGCAAGAGCUCGAAUAGAACUCCACGAAACAGACUUCAACGGGAAGAAACUGAAGCUGUAUUUUGCACAGGUACAGAUGUCCAGUGAGACUCGGGACAAAUCGUACUUACUGCCACCACAGCCUGCCAAACAGUUUCUUAUCUCCCCCCCAGCCUCCCCUCCAGUGGGGUGGAAGCAGAGUGAAGAUGCAAUGCCUAUGAUAAAUUAUGAUUUACUUUGUGCUGUUUCCAAAUUGGGACCAGGAGAGAAAUACGAACUUCACGCAGGAACUGAGUCGACACCAAGCGUGGUGGUUCAUGUCUGCGAAAGUGAAACUGAAGAGGAAGAAGAAACAAAAAACCCCAAACAGAAAAUCACCCAGACAAGGCGCCCCGACCCUCCGACCACAGCACUGAAUGAGCCCCAGGCCUUUGAUUGUGCCCUGUGACACCUUUGACGGAGGUGCGAGGCAGCUGCUGUGGGCUUCAGCAAUGGAGACCUGAGCCCCGACCCCCGCGGACACUUCCUGCUGCUGAACGUAGGCAAGACUAGGAGUGAAGGCAGCACAGUACAUAAGCCUUUUCACCAGGCCUGUGCUGCAGACAGGCUGGCACAGAGUAGCAGCUGAUUUUACCUAUUCCAAAUUCUAACUGAUGUUCUGAGUGGCACUUUACAUUCAAGGAUUAGCCCCCAAGAUGUGGCAACUCUUGACCAUUUUUAAAUAGUAGCAUAUUAGGAAAACGGCUCCCCUCUCUACCCCCAGCAAUGUUAGUUUCUCUGAUUCCAUAUAGCAUGGAGUACCAAAACCUGAAACUAUAGUCACCCAGUGCAGUACCGUUUUUAUGAAUUUAAAAAUAGACUUACAAUUUUAAUAAUCUAGCGUGGGUAUUUUUGUACUGCUAUAAUAGCUUCUAGCUAAUAUAUGGAUCAAAGGUUCAUUGUUAUUCGGUAUACAUGAAAUUUUUUGCACGAAAAGAAAUCUGAAAUAUAGGCUAAUUCGUAGAAAAUCAUUUUUUUUCAAGUAUUUUUUUCUUUAGCUUUGGGGAAGUCUUGCCAAAUUCAUUUUAUCAGAAUCAAAUGGCACAAAUCUAUGUGUGUGUUGUUCCCUUCUUGGAGUCAGAGGAAAGUGAUGCACAGACCACCAUUCCAUAGUCAUCCCUUCCAGAGAUAGGCUGCCCGGAAAGGACGACUACUUUGAAAGCGGGACGUAUCACCAGUGAGCUUGGCUGAUUACGACUGCAGAUGGCUAUGGCACUCUGCCGUUUGUGACCGUGUUGUAGCUUGUAAAGAACUGUCUUCAGCCACCAGUUUUUUAUCCUCUUACCUUUUCCAGUGUUGUGUCAACCACUAGUUCUUGAGCUUUUCUGUGCUGUAUGUACGUUUGCGUAUAUCAAAUGUAAAAGCUGAUGAGCAGAUUUUCUGAAGGCCAUUUUUAAAUGUUCCAUUUAUUUUCAGCUUGCUUUGAAAGACAAGUUUACACGUACUGUAUUCUUGUGAGUUAGGGAAAGGGGAGGAGAUCUUUUCAUCCAUCAUACUUUUCUUUUUGGUGAAAUUUUUAGCCCUUCAGUUGGCAUUUUUCACUAAAACAGAAUUGUUUCUCAUCCGUGUUAUAGAUUGUGUACUUGAGCCUCCUAAAGUCGAAGCAGCAUCUUUUUAACCCUUUGUAGUCUAUUCAGACUUAGAAGUCGCUUUUAUAGAAAAGUAUUGUAACUUAGAAUGCUUUGCUUUUGGUCCAGUGGGUCUGCUGAGUCUCUCCUCUUUGUGCCAUUUCUUGGUAUGACAGAUGUCGGGAACUCCCUGGCAUGUCUGGGGAGGAGUUGUACAUAUGAGUUUGGACUAAUAAACCAAUGUGGCUGCUAUUACAAAGAAAGGAAAAUGCAGAAGUUCAGGCCACGGUGUCUGUAUGUUUUUGGUAACAUGCUAUUAUGGUUUAGCUGUUCGUAGUAUGGUAGAAUUUAUUUCUGUGGGCUUAAACUAUAUUGCAAAAAUCUUUUUUAAGUUUUCUAUAUUUUACUUGCCCUUAAAUACUCUGAAGUGGUAAACUCUUCUCUUUCUAUAUAUCCGCCACUGCAAACCCCAGUGUAAAUUCAGUUGAAAUUUGCCAUUCCAUAAGCAGUUUAUUAAAUCCAGAUCAUCAUUUGGUAGUUUAACUGACAGCCACUUAGUUUAUUUUGUAGGUCUGAACUCAGCGUUGUGCUAGUUUUUGAUCUUACGUAGCUAUACUAAUUUAUCAUUGCAGAAUGGAGCCUAGGUAUCAGGAAAUGUAUGUAUUUUCAACAGUUGGAAAUUCUUCUAAUUUCCUGGUAGGGAAUGUUGAUUCACUAUGAUUUUCUCAGUGAUGAAAACCCAGCAUGUCUUACUUGGUUUGGCUUUCAUUCUCUACCUGCCAGCUGAGGAAUAUUAUAUCCCAAAAAUGUAAAAGUUUUUUUUAAUCAAACAAUGCAUAUUACCUGAUUUUAAAAAUCUGUUCUUUGUUUGCUGGUUUGUUUUUUAAGAGUAUUGAAUAAAUUGAAGAAAAUUUUAAACCAAAAUUUGAAAAAUAUAUAUUGAGUCAUUUAAUAUUUUCAUUCUAGUAUAAUAUUUCUAUAUGAUGAACUCUAAAAGAAAAACUACUAAGUGCCCAUCAACUUUUUAAUAUUGUGAAAUCAAGCAGAAUCUCAGCAGGUACUAUGACCUCUAUCAUUAAUUUUGGUUAUUUCAUACCCAGUUCAUGUAACCAUAUUGCAAGAGAUGAGUCUCUCAUGCAUCUUUUUUUUUUUUUUUCUUUUUAGUAAAUUCAUCUACUUUAUUUCUUCUUUGAAAUUGAAUUAUUACUUGGAUUCAACUCUGCAUAAUAUGCUAACCACAUUGUCCUUAGCAAUUAUAAUCCCUUUUUGGGAAUCAAAUUAUUCAGUAAAUUGUGAGGAAAGAAAAUGAUGCUUUGCAUUAGGAAAAAACAUCCGUGAAAGAAAAGAAAACCAUAACAUUUAAUAAGGUAGUUGACAGAACCUGCAAUAUAUUGUCUUAUGUUCUAGAUUUAUCAUACCCAGCUGAUGAAACAAGAUAAAUCAAUUUAAAAAGUGUACUGGUGAGCAUCCACUAGGUUUAAGGUGCUAAAAGGCAGAAAUGGAUAAGAACAGUUCCCUUCUUUUGGGCAGCUGAAAAUCAGGUGAAAAGCAAACUGAUCUUCUCACAUUCUGCUUCUUUUCAAUGUUAUACACUAAAACUUUUCAGUGAUUAAGAGUCAAAUAAAAAAAAAACUAGGAACUUCUUAAGUUCUGGAUUGAAGAGGUACUUGGAGGUAGAGGUCAGGUGCAGUACUUUCAUUCUUUAAGGACAUAGUCUUUUUUGUUUUCCAUUCAUAUUCUGUCUUUUAAAAAUGCUGUGAUAAAAAGGGAAAAGGUUUGGUUUUCUUAGAAUCUCAGUUACAGAGUUGAAGGCAAGUUUAGAAAACAUACCAUCCGGUCCUCGUGUUACACCAAUUAGGAAACAGGUCAUGUGACUCACUUAGGGGUCUGCAGCAAGGUGGUGGAAGCCUGAGGACUAGAGGCAGCAUUCCCAGCUCCCGGGCUAGUGCUCUUCCUGCUUUUUCUUGCAUUGCCCUCUUAAUCUUGAAAGCAGUGAAUACUAAUUCUUAUCAUAAGAAAAAAAAAAAAUCCUCUUUCCCCUGAUAGGAUGCAGUGCAUAAGAAAAAUCUUAUCUGACGAAGUUGGUGACUUAGUCAUUUUAAUUAAUGAAUUUGAUGUUCCAUGUUUUGUGUUUUUGUUUUCAUUAAACCAUUGGAAUUGGAAUCUGCUUAAAUAACAUUAUCUUGGUAGCCAGCGGUUUCACUGGCAUUCUCUGUAGACUUUCCUAGAUUUUAAUAGUAAUGAGAUUAAGAUAUAAAUACUCAUACGUAAAAUAUGACUCUAAUGAAACAGAAUGAGAUCUGAUGUGAUUUGGGAAGAGUUUAUAGCCCUUGUAAAAUUGAGUCCUAUUAAAAAUUGAAGACUGAUCUAUUGCUUCAUAAUUUUAUACAGAGUAUUUUACAGAUCAUGGUUCUAUUUUAAAAGGGGAAAAUCUCAAACAUAAUUAAGCAGUGGAAAAUAUACUGAGUUCUAUGAUGCAUCAGGUUUACUGCCUGUGGGUUUUUCUCUUUUCCGCAGAGUUAUGUACCUCAUACCUAUCAUACAGGUGAACUUGGCUAGUGUUUGCUUUUCCCUCUCAGUGUGCUCCUUUGUUUACACCUUUUGCAUUAACAUCUUCCUACGCUAAAGGAAAUCAAUUACUUACAAUGAGUGUGACGAUAUGCAGGAACAAGAGACUUGGGAAGUACCUGCCUUCUAGCUGGGGAGAUAAAUCCAUGUUACAGAAGUUACACUUUUAAAAAGUUAAAUAAAUUUAAAGAAUAAGAUUUAUGAGCUUGUUUGAUACUUGUUUGCUCUUUAUCUCACUUUGGAGUAAGGGUCAGUAGCCAUCUUUGUAGGAAUGCCAUUGUCUUCUUUAAUCAUAAAUCAAGAAAAAAAUGUCAAUAAGUUGGAGAUAUUGUUAUUAUUACCAAAUAUACAAGCAGCAUAGCAGCUGAAAAUUACAACAGCCGAUAGGUUCAUAGACCAAAAAGAUGGUAAAAAUGGUCAUGUUCAAAAUAGAAGCUAUCAGCCAUUAUCAAGAAGAACUUGCCUUGGGCUGAGUCAAAGUGUCUCUACCUGUUUAAGCAAAAGUGACAGUUUCAGACCCUUGACUAAAUUAGAUAGGCGUUCUAUCUUGUAAACCUACGUUUUCUUUUGAAACAAAAUUGUGUCCUGUUAAUUCUUGGAACUCCUGCAUAACUUUGACUGAAUGUUCAUCCUUGUCGUAAUGGAAGAUUUACAUCUAUGCAGAUAAUAUAUGUUUUCUGUAAUAUUUUCUAUUUAGUCCCCAGUCUUCCUAGUUCAAAUGGGGGACUGAGGAGAAUAAAAGUGGCUAGUCUUGUUAUUGUGCGAUACUGUUCCCAAUGUUUCUCAACCCCAAGUGGGAGUCACAGUGAGUACUGAUUUACGUUCACUGUAUUGUACAUGUCCUCCAAGUUUAAGAGUUUCUUCAGCCAUUUCACCUCAAUCUUAAUUGAACCCAGGAGUUGAAUUUAUUAUUUUAUCUGAACAUGUUUGUGGUCUUGUGGUAUAUUUUGGGGCAUGUUACCUUCCUGGUACUAUAAGCUGUAGUGAAUACUCAUUGUACUUUAGAAGCGUGGUCUGUAAUUUAUGUACAUGUAUUCCAUAUUUUAGUGUGCUUGAAGUGGCCAUCCAUAGUUGUAGUAGUUUGUUAUUCAUCAGCUUUGACAACCCUGUGUUUCAAGGACAUUCCUUCCCCUAUUAAGGUGACAAAAGCAGAAUGUAAUUUUUUGGAAGCUUCGUGAUUACUUGUAACAAGUUUUGUUUUUAUAACAUAAAAAUAAAGUGAGUUGUUUUUUUUAAAUCAGUCCCUCAAUUUGCGUUCUUUGUGUAUAGUAUCUUCAGUAUACAUCACUUACAUUUAGGUAGUAACAUGGAAAAGAAAAGUGAAGUGUUUGUUCCUUUAAUAAGAGUCCUGUGGAGCAUUAAUGCUGUUGGGCCAGUGAACUCUCGUUCAAGGUGGUGAUUCUCUGCUGACUGGAAAACAACAACAACAACAAAAACCCUACAGUUCGAGUUCUUCACCAAGGAAAGGUUUUAUCAUGAUUUACGCCUCAGUUAAAAAUGAUUUAUUCCUGGUAAAGUUUAUUUUUUAUCUUGGUU